AUGCCGUCGUCAGGCUGCACGCCUGCCGCCUUCAGAGGGCCGUAUAACUGGUACUACAUCCUUACCAUCGUCGUCAUAGGCUGUGGCUCCAUCCCCAAGGGCUACGACGAGGGAGGCUUCAGUGCCGCCGUAAGCCUGAGGUCCUUCAAGGAUGACUUCUACCUCAGCGCUGGGAAGUGGGUGGACGAUCCCUCCGGCCUCGCCAGCAGGAAGGCCAACAUCACCUCCUUUGGUGUCCUGGGCGCCGCCAUCGGCUCCCUGAUAGCCUCAGCCCUCACCGACCGGAUAGGGCGGCUGAGGUGCUGGCAGAUGCUCGCCCUGCUGUACAUGAGUGGCUACGUGAUGCAGAUCUUCUCGACGGGAAUCUACGGCUUCCUGCUCUUCGCCCGCAUAUGGGGCGGACUGGGUGCCGGCGGCUUGACUGUCGUCGGGCCAUUAUACCUCUCGGAGAUAGCCCCUGCCAAGAGCCGUGGCAUGAUCGUCAGUGUCUCUAUGGUGUUCCUGUUGACUUUUCUGUCCCUGGGGUUCUUCAUCAACUAUGCUGCCAGUAUCACCAUGCAGGAUUACCGUCCACAGUACCGGCUUGUCAUUGCCAUCCCCCUUAUCCCCGUUGGACUAGCCCUGCUCACCUCCCUCUUCAUUUCCGACACGCCUAGAUGGCUCGCCUCCAAGGGCCGUGGGGAUGAGGCCCUGGCGGUCUUGGCCAGGCUUCGCCACAAGAGUAGUGAUGACUAUGAGCUCCAGGCCGAGUUUGACGAGCUACAACACCAGAUCCAGUCCAAGGAGAAACUGUCCGGGGUUGCAAUCUGGGACAUCGUCAAGGAGAUCGCCACGACGCCGUCCUACCGCAAACGCUUCCUGCUGGCCAUCGCCAUGCAGACCGUGGCGCAGUGGUCCGGCGGCAACGGCAUCACCUACUACAUCCCGCAGAUCUUCGAGUACGCCGGGGUCACGGGCGACAGCAGGUCCCUCAUCACCUCCGGGGCGUACGGCAUCGUGAAGCUGGUGUUCACCAUGAUCUUCACCUGGGGGGCUGGUCGACGUCAUCGGCCGGCGGCGCUCGUCACGCACGCGUACAUGGCCAUCUACACGGGCGUCUGGGUCUACGAUGGGGUGAUCAACAAGCCCGCCUCGGACGUCGCCAUCGCGAGCGUCUUCAUCUACGCCGUGGGCUGGUCCAUCGGCCUGUGCACGGUGCAGUACCUGUACGGCACCGAGAUCUUCCCCACGCGCAUCCGCAGCGUCUGCUACGCCUUCAACAUGGCCGUGCACUGGCUCUUCCAGUUCGCCGUCGUCAGGGUCACGCCCAACAUGUUCGUCAGCCUGCACAUCUGGGGCGCCUACGCCUUCUGGGCGGGCGUCUGCGCGAUCGGGCUGGUCCUCCUGGGGCUCUGGGCCCCCGAGACCAAGGGGGUGCCCCUGGAGCGGAUGGAGGAGCUGUUCGCCGGCCACUGGUGGAUGGGGCUGGAAGGCAAAGGUCGACCUGGACUCGAGCGACACGCAGACCCUCAGGAGGUCGAGGGCGUCCUCGCCCGUGGACGUCAUGGAGAGGGGGAAGGAAAAUGA
Messenger RNA from Diaporthe citri, 1566 nucleotides. RefSeq lists its product as uncharacterized. Bases 1 to 1566 code for a protein of 521 amino acids. Lineage: Eukaryota; Fungi; Ascomycota; Sordariomycetes; Diaporthales; Diaporthaceae. The transcript is spliced from 3 exons. Gene Ontology annotation, biological process: transmembrane transport; carbohydrate transport. Gene Ontology annotation, molecular function: carbohydrate:proton symporter activity. Gene Ontology annotation, cellular component: membrane. The record is from RefSeq and is a predicted model, not a curated record.